AUGCCGACCGAUGGCGACCCAGCACAGAAGGACCCUCCGGUCCCUCAUGUGCGCAAAGAGACGCCAAUCCCCCCGCCGGUUAUUCCUCGUCUCCCGAGCUCCCUACCGCAGAAGCGGGCUCUUGUCGAGGAUGAUCACGCUCCUGCCGUCAAGUCCCCCCUGAAUCCGGAUUCAAAGAUCCCCAAAGCGCAGACACCAAUCCCGCCGCCAUCAAUUCCUGCUCAAGCUACUGCUCGAGCUCCUACUCCAUCUGCUCGAGCUUCCACGCCGUCUGCUCGGGCUCCCACGCCGUCUGCCAGAGCGCCCACACCCUCCGCUCGAGCUCCAACACCAUCCGCUAGAGCUCCAACGCCUUCGACAGUCCCUCCCCCGGCGGCGGUGCCAACACCCGUCGCGCCAGUAGCAGCACCAGCACCAUCCGCGCCUGUGCAAACACCGGUGCCACCACCAGCCCCGGCCGCUGCUCCUCCGGCAGAUGAGACCCCAUCUAUGGCCCGGGAAAAGCGCACAAAGAAGGAGUCUCUCAAAAAGCGAGAAUCAAAAGGAGCUUUAGCGGGUGUUGACAGCGCCAGAGCGACCCCAGAGCCAAGGCGUAGGGACCCGAGGUCUGCUGGAGGAGAGGCGCUCCCGAUGCGAUACAAGCUCAAUGGACCUAUUAAGCCGUCAGACUUUGAUCAAGCUCAGGGCCCUGUCUUCAGAAGUCACCAUGAGGAAGAGGGCCCCAAUGGCGAGACUAUUGAAUUCUUUGAACCCUCCGAACAACCUGUCAACCGGAGGGGAUAUGUCUACGAAUACGGAAUCGCGGACCCCAAGUUUCCUUCAUCGCUCUAUUAUCGGCAGACCGACACGAAACCCUUCCACGCGCAUCUCAGCUUUGAAGACGCCGCUUCUUCUAUCUACUUUGAUAAGUCAGGCCUCCAUGUCACAGGUGAGCAUGGCUUCAGAAUGGCAAGAGCCAACGUUGCGGCAAGGGAAGGUCGCUGGUAUUGGGAAUGCAAAAUCACCAGGGGAUGUAUCAAGGAUCGCAAACCCGACGACCCAGAGUCUCAUGGCCAUGUGCGCAUGGGCUUUGCGCGGAGAGAGGCUUCUCGAGACGCCCCUGUGGGCUACGAUGCAUACAGCUAUGGCCUGCGCGAUGUGGCUGGUCAAAAGCUGCAUAUGUCGCGGCCAAAAGAGUUCUUCCCUGCUGGUGAGGACAUACAGGAGGGCGAUGUCAUUGGCCUCGAGAUUCAGCUUCCCUCUGAACAUUUACACCGCAAGGUCGUCCAGGGCAGCUAUAAUCCCGCUGUCGAUGCAGCAGACGACGAGGUCGGCUCCACGACCCAAGGUCCCAACAUUGUCCGGGAUCGCAUCCCUUUCCGCUUCCAGACCUCCAAGCUUUGCUUUGAGAAGUUUGACUACCACACCAUCAAGGAGCUCGAGGAUCUCAUGAACCCGGCGUCCAUGUCAUCGUCCGGCAGUGGAGCCGCGAAUGAGCCACCCAACCCCAACCAUCCUAUCCCUUGCAUGCGCACUCUCCCCAACUCAUACAUCAAGAUCUACAAGAAUGGAGUACUGAAGGGCACUCCCUACACGGACCUGCUCGCCUUCUUGCCUCCAGCCUCCAGCGCCAACCCCAAGAUGCAGGAGGGUGCUCGGGAACGGCUGGACGACGGGACAUUGGGCUACUACCCAGCCGUGAGCGUCUUCCGCAACGGCGCGGCAGAGGUCAACUUCGGUCCCAACUUCUGGUACCCCCCGCCAGGCCACGAGAACCCCAGUGAGGACGUCGACAUGGUCGACGCGGGUGCCCCUGCUGUUGCCACGCCAGCCGACCGUCUCAAGAAGCUGCGCCCUGUGGGCGACCGCUACGACGAGCAGAUUGUCGAGGACAUUGUCUACGAUAUUAUCGACGAGGUCCACUUCUGGAUGCAGGACGGCGGCCGAGUGGUCGACCGCGUUGAGAACGGUAUCAUGCGGGAGGAGAACAGAAGCAGGGGUAUGGCAUUGGAGGACUAA
Messenger RNA from Thyridium curvatum, 1998 nucleotides. RefSeq lists its product as uncharacterized. Bases 1 to 1998 code for a protein of 665 amino acids. The transcript has 2 exons. NCBI's taxonomy places the organism in Eukaryota, Fungi, Ascomycota, Sordariomycetes, Thyridiales, Thyridiaceae. Gene Ontology annotation, molecular function: protein binding; transcription cis-regulatory region binding. The record is from RefSeq and is a predicted model, not a curated record. Gene Ontology annotation, cellular component: Set1C/COMPASS complex.